AUGUCGCUCUCCGACCUCGAACUCGUUGCUCAGGCCAUGGCGCCCACCGAGCCUGGCGCGCAGACCCAGACCCGCGCUGCCAACGGUACCACAAACACCACCACAACCUCCACCUCUGACUCAACCGAGUCCGCCGAUGACCCCCUCGCCGGCCUGGACAUGUCCCAGCUCUCCCCCGCCGACCGUGCCGCCCUGCAGCCCAUCAUCGACGCCCUCAAGGCAUCUGAGGAGGGCGAAGACGUCGAUCUCGAGGACAUCCUCAAGCAGAUGGACGCCGCGGACACCGUCGCUGAUAAGCUUGAGGGCCGGUUGGACGCGCUCAUGACCAUUCUGGGCGAGAUGGAGGCUGGCCAGGAGGACAAGAAGGAUAGCAAGUAG
Apiotrichum porosum is the source of this 378-nucleotide messenger RNA. RefSeq lists its product as uncharacterized. Lineage: Eukaryota; Fungi; Basidiomycota; Tremellomycetes; Trichosporonales; Trichosporonaceae. The record is from RefSeq and is a predicted model, not a curated record. The transcript has a single exon. The coding region runs from base 1 to 378 and encodes 125 amino acids.